AUGUCUCUUCCUCUUUCUCUCAUCCUCCUGCUUAUGGUUCAGGGUGUUUAUGGUCAGAAUUGGGGUGUGUGGUACAGGACUGUUAGUAUCUGUGCCCUGAAGGGUUCAUCAGUGACCAUGUCCUGCUCCUACACAUAUCCCAGUGGUUACAAGGUUGAAACAGUUUUCUGGACAAAACAUGAAGGUGGUGACCCCCCUGAUUUGUCUAAAGACCCAGAUUAUGAAGGAAGAGUUCAUUACCUUGGAGAUUAUCAGUCAGACUGUACCAUGAAACUGAGUGAUGUGACAGAGAGAGACAAAAGAAGCUAUUAUUUCAGAUUUCUCACAGACAAUGCACAGGGGAGGUGGUCUGGUGUCCCUGGAGUUCAGCUGUCAGUUACAGACCUACAGGUGGAGACUCCAGAGAGAGUGAUGGAGGGUGAUACAGUCACUCUGAAAUGUAGAACCACCUGUUCUCUGAGUAGCACCCCAACCUUCAUCUGGUAUAAAAAUGGACAUGAUUUAACAAGGAAAACCAUCAAGAACAAUGAACUCUCUUUCCAGUCAGUCAGCUCUGAGGAUAGAGGCAGUUAUAUGUGUGCUGUACAAGGCCAUGAGAAUCUUCCCUCUCCUGCUGUCACUCUCAAUGUCAUAUAUGCUCCAAAGAAGACCACAGUGUCAGUCAGUCCCUCUGGUGAAAUAGUGGAGGGCAGUUCAGUGACUCUGACCUGCAGCAGUGAUGCUAAUCCACCAGCCAACUACACCUGGUUUAAGAAGAGUGGAACUGUCACUAUAGGAAAAGAAGAGACCUACAGGGUCAACAAGAUCAGCUCUGAGGACAGUGGAGAAUAUCAGUGCAAAUCCAGUAAUCAACAUGGCCAUCAGUAUUCAAAUACUGUAUCUCUCAAUGUUUUAUAUCCUCCAAAGAAGAUCACAGUGUCAGUCAGUCCCUCUGGUGAAAUAGUGGAGGGCAGUUCAGUGACUCUGACCUGCAGCAGUGAUGCUAAUCCACCAGCCAAUUACACCUGGUUUAAAUUAGCAAAGAGAGAGAUAGUGAAAGAACAGAGAAAAACCCUCAUAAUCAAUGAGAGAGAACACAGGAUCAAUAAGAUCAGAUCUAGUGACAGUGGAAAAUAUCAGUGCAAAUCCAGUAAUAAACAUGGAAAGCAACUCACCUCUGUGUUUCUUAAUGUUCACUAUCCUCCAAGAAAUACCACAGUCUCAGUCAAUGCCUCUGGUGAAAUAGUGGAGGGCAGUUCAGUGACUCUGACCUGCAGCAGUGAUGCUAAUCCACCGCAGAUAAACUACACCUGGUAUAAAGAGAAUGUAACUUCACCUGUAGGAUAUGGACAGAAGACCUACAGGAUCAACAAGAUCAGCUCUGAGGACAGUGGAGAAUAUCACUGUAAGCACGGUAAUCACGGUAAUCAACAUGGACAUCAGUAUUCAAAUUCUACAUCUCUGAAUGUUUUAUAUGCUCCAAAGAAGACAUCAGUGUCAGUCAGUCCCCCUGAUGAAAUAGUGGAGGGCAGUUCAGUGACUCUGACCUGCAGCAGUGAUGCUAAUCCAUCAGCCACCUAUACCUGGUUUAAGAAGAAUGGAGCUGUCACUAUAGGAAAAGAACAGACCUACAGGAUCAACAAGAUCAGCUCUGAGGACAGUGGAGAAUAUCACUGCAAGUCCAGUAAUCAACAUGGAGAGCAUUUCGCUACUGUGUCCCUAAAUAUUCACUAUCCUCCAAAGAAGACCACAGUGUCAGUCAGUCCCUCUGGUGAAAUAGUGGAGGGCAGUUCAGUGACUCUGACCUGCAGCAGUGAUGCUAAUCCACCAGCCACCUACACCUGGUUUAAGAAGAAUGAAACUGUCACUAUAGGAAAAGAAAAGACCUACAGGAUCAACAAGAUCAGCUCUGAGGACAGUGGAGAAUAUCAGUGCAAGUCCAGUAAUCAACAUGGACAUCAGAAUUCAAAUACUGUAUCUCUGAAUGUUUUAUAUCCUCCAAGACAUACCACAGUCUCAGUCAAUGCCUCUGGUGAAAUAGUGGAGGGCAAUUCAGUGACUCUGACCUGCAGCAGUGAUGCUAAUCCAUCACAUUUAAACUACACCUGGUAUAAAGAGAGUGUAACUUCACCUGUAGGAUAUGGACAGAGUUACAUCAUCAACAACAUUCAGUCCAGUAACAGUGGACUGUACUACUGUGAGGCCCAGAAUAAACAUGGCUCUCAGAAAACCACUGCUGUACCAAUCACACUGAAAGGUACGGAAACUGUCAUAGAUGUUGUCAUAUGA
Molecule: messenger RNA, 2268 nt
Organism: Chanos chanos (milkfish)
Lineage: Eukaryota; Metazoa; Chordata; Actinopteri; Gonorynchiformes; Chanidae
Product: B-cell receptor CD22-like
Exons: 10
Coding region: 1-2268 (755 amino acids)
Source: RefSeq, a predicted model, not a curated record